AUGACUCUAGUGCAGGCCUUGGGAGGUAUUGCUCAGGAGCCAGUUGAAGGACAACUGGUGCUGCCUUUCAAGCGUGGAUCUGCAGGCUGUGGAAAUCACUCCGUUCCAUGCUUGAUACUCCAUCCCUUCACCAAUGACCCUCAGCCCUGUUUCUGCCUGGCCUCUGCCCUCAGGUGCAGAGGAAACAGUCGUGUUCAGAUAACACCUAGACAACAAGAGAAGGCGAAAGAGAAAAUGACAGAUAUUACUUUGGGGCUGAAAGUGUUGAGAACAGAAUGUGCACUGCUGGCAGUGAUGUCUUAUGACCGGUAUGUGGCGGUCUGCAAGCCCCUGCACUACUCCACCAUCAUGACCCAACAGAUGUGUCUCCAGUUGACCAUAGGAUCCUGGGUCAGUGGGGCACUAGUGUCUCUGGUGGACACCACCUUUACUUUCCAACUUCCCUAUGGAGGGCAGAACAUUAUCAAUCACUACUUUUGUGAACCUCCUGCCCUCCUGAAGCUGGCUUCAGCAGAUACCUACAGCACAGAAAUGGCAAUCUUUGCAAUGGGUGUGCUCAUCCUGCUCGCUCCUGUCUCCCUGAUCCUUGUCUCCUACUGGAAUAUUAUCUCCACUGUGAUCCAGAUGCAGUCUGGGGAGGGUACGCUUAAGGCCUUCUCCACCUGUGGCUCCCAUCUCAUUGUUGUUGUCCUCUUCUAUGGGUCAGGAAUAUUCACCUACAUGCGGCCAAACUCCAAGACUACAAAAGAGCAAGAUAAGAUGAUAUCUGUGUUCUAUACAGUGGUGACUCCAAUGUUGAACCCUAUAAUUUACAGCCUGAAAAACAAGGAUGUCAAAAGAGCUCUUAGGAAACUAGCUGGAAGAAAGUCCUUUUCACAGAGACAGUGA
Messenger RNA from Equus caballus (horse), 888 nucleotides. The record is from RefSeq and is a predicted model, not a curated record. Lineage: Eukaryota; Metazoa; Chordata; Mammalia; Perissodactyla; Equidae.